AUGGAGGAGUAUGCGAGAGAACCUUGGUAAUAUUUUAAGCUUAUAUCUUAGAUGGUAAAAUGCACUGUAAUUUUCUACAGUGCGAAUAUUUAUAAACUGUAAUAUCCAUCUUCUUUUAAAAUACAUUCCUUUUGCUAAUCGCAGGGUGUAUUGCUAUGAUACUUGUGGUUUUUGCAAGCUAUAGUGAAAAAACUUUCCUUUCGAAUUUUUGCAGCCCUUACAGAAUUGUCGAUGACUGCGGCGGUGCUUUCGCGAUGGGAGCGAUCGGUGGAGGAAUCUUUUCCUUCAUGAAAGGAUGGAGAAAUUCGCCAAAAGUAAGGCUACUGUUACUUUAUUUCUGGCGUGAAUUUCAAAACAGUUUUCAUCAGUGUGUAAUAUAAGCUUAUGUAAUUAAGCUCACUGCACACGGUGGUUGAAAACGAAUUUGAAAUAUUAUUGUUAUUAGCGUAAUAAUGAAUAUCAAGACAUCACGUCUUCAUUUCCAUCGCCAAUUGAGGUUAAGAUAUAUUCUGGCUAAUAAACUGUUCCCCUCAAAAAUAUUAUAAUACAAACUGGGGGAAUGGAUGUGGGUAUCCUGUGCAUUGAUGGAUUUUCAUUCCCUGAUAAAUCACAAAAACAUCUUCAUCCCUUGUUCUUCUUAAUGUCCUGACAAGGCAGACCAAAGUGGCUGUACAUUCUGUAGGCCAUUUGCUUAUUUAUGCUCUGUUUAUUAAUUAAUAUUAUUAAUCACUGAAAAUAUUUCUUCAUUCCUAAUUGGCUUAAGUCCCACACUAUUUCUUAUUAGUAAAAUCCAACUAGUGGUCUAUUAUCCAUGCUGCAUUCUGAUUGGUUGAGCUACUACUAGGCUAUAUGUUAUAGCUAACUAGUAGCGAAAAGCGCUGGCUUUGAAACCCAAAACAGUGGCGGCUGAAUUGUGUUUUGCUAGCUAAAGUUGUUUUGUCUUGAUAUUUUUGGCCAACUACCGGUAGUUGGAUUUUGCUGAAACAAUUAUUCCUCUCACCCUCAUGGCCUCUGAGUCAAUAGCCCAUUCGGGCUCAAGGAAUAAUUGUUAAAUAACCAGCUAGCGUUGACCAAAUUCAGACACUAAGAAGUGUGCAAUAUCCAGAAAAUGACAUUAAUAGUACAGAAUCAUAACAAGCAAAAGAGACUGCAACCAAGGAGCCCUGGAAAAGAUGAUGCACUGUUUUGGUAGAGCAAACAAAAUGGUGGACCUUGUCUAGGAGUGUGUCAUCCUUCUCCACCUUUGGCCUCAGUGGAUAAAUCCCUCCUUGAUCUCAAUAAUUCUUCAUAUCAUACUUAGCCUUAUCCAAUAAUUAUUAAUUUUUGGUUAGAGCAUCAACUGCAAGAGCUGGCAGGUUUCUGAUUAAUCAUACCUUUGUCUGUAGGGUUCCAGACUAUUUGGCAGUAUAGCGGCAGUUAAGACAAGAGCUCCUGUCCUUGGAGGUUAGUCAACAUGUCCAUGCAUUUAAUUCAAAGCAGAUGGACUAUAAAAAAAUAAUUGUCACUGCUGCAAGUAUAUAAAUAAAGUAACUGUGCAGGUAAGAAGCCUAAAACAUGAGUAAUUCUCCUAUAAUAAUAAUACUAUAAUAAUAAUUCUCCUAAAUAGCAUGAUUUGUAGUGAUAUUUGGCAUAAAUACCACGAGUGAUAUUUCAAAAUUGUUAUACGUAAUUUCACGAGCCAUUAGGCGAGUGAAAUUUAAGACAAUUUUGAAAUAUCACGAGUGGUAUUUAUGCCAAAUAUCACGUACAAAUCAUGCUAUUAAUUGUUUAUACUACUACCCUUAAAAGGUUUGUAAUUUUCACAUGUAGGUAUUUCAAAUUAAGCUGAAAUACCACUGCUCUAAGCCAAUCAAAUUGCAGAAAUUUCUCAUGUAGUAGUAUAAACCAUCUAAUAUUAAGAACAACAUUCUAAUUCUUAGUGCUGGUUGUUUAUUACAGGUAAUUUUGCUGUAUGGGGAGGGCUAUUUUCUACGUUUGACUGCUGUUUAAUGGGAAUAAGAGGAAAAGAAGAUCCUUGGAACUCAAUAGGAAGUGGUGCAAUCACAGGAGCUGUACUGGCUGCGAGAGGUAAUAACCAUAACUUAACAGAGUUAGAGGGUUCUAGAAAUGCAUGUCUUGCUAAACCAUGGGACGCUUAGGAGAAACAUCAAACAAAACACCAGUAGGAAAUAUAUAGGCUUGAUUUCCGCCAUCUCCCAGGUCCGGUCUUGGAUGAGUGCGGGCUCAUUUUCCCAAACAGCAGCUGGUAAUCGAGCCUAGGAAAUAUAGUCAAAAUAGCCAACAAAGAGGGAAAAAAGCUUCAUUGUUUAAAUCUAAGUGACAUAAGGAGCAUGCAAACCUUAUCUCCAUACCCUGGUUGGUUUCCCUAAUACUAUCCGAUUCAAUGGAUAGUUAUUUGUCUGGCUCCAGUUGUUCAAAAAUGAUCUGCCUUCUAGGAUGUUCUUGGUGCUAGGAUCUUCCUUCCUCAUCCAUGUAUUUAAAACAGCCCCUGAGAAAUUACCUGCUUAUCUUGUUGACUGAUUGUUUAUAGGGGGACCUUCAGCGGCUGUCAGGUCAGCAGCAGUUGGAGCCAUCUUGCUGGCAUUAAUUGAAGGAAUUGGUAUCUGUAUCACAAGAAUGACUGCAGAACAGUUUAAACCAGGUUCGUCUUCAUCUUUUGUCAGUGUUUUCAGAUUUAUCAUUGAUUGAACUGCAGUGUCCCAGAAUUUUAUUAACAUUAUAACUGUGGGAUCUGCCACCAAGACUGAGUGAAACAUGAAACAACUGCUCAAAAUAUGAAAAGGAGGUAUAUUUAACAGAGCAAGUGCAAAAGGCGGCAAAGAUGGAUAAAAGUGAAGAAGAUUGAAAUGGAUUGCAAUUGUGGUUGUGGAAGACUUGUUAGCGUAACAGUCGUUCACAGUUCAUUUUGGUUCUUUGUAACAUUUGACAUGAAUCCUUGAUUUUGUCAAAUCCUGGCCCCAGUGGUUCGAAAGUUGGAUUGCCCUACCCACCGAAUAAAUCACUAUUUAGUGCACAAGUGUUAAGGAAACCAAUUACGUUAUCCAGUGGAUAGAUUUAUCCAUCUUUUGAACAACUUGGGCCAACACUACAAGGCAAUGUUUAGCAAACCAUAGUUUCUGCAGCUGACACCAAGAAAAAUUUUUAAAUAAGGACACAAUCAUUUUGGCUCCUUUACCUUCCCUCAACCCUCAUUAUUUAAAGAUUACUGAUAAUUAAGAAAUGUGAAAAAAAUUCUUGAAUUGAGGUAUGGCUUUUUUAUUUAGGAGUAAAAUGUUUUGAGUGUGUUUUUUUUUUUUCUUUCAGUGAUGCCACAACCACCCGACCCCUCCCAGUUACCGCCCAAACCAUUCAACCCAACGCCACAACCAACACAAGGAUCGGAAUUUGACUAUCAGCCACAGUUUCAAUAA
Messenger RNA from Porites evermanni, 3410 nucleotides. The record is from the annotation of a GenBank genome assembly. NCBI's taxonomy places the organism in Eukaryota, Metazoa, Cnidaria, Anthozoa, Scleractinia, Poritidae.